Molecule: messenger RNA, 1795 nt
Organism: Limulus polyphemus (Atlantic horseshoe crab)
Lineage: Eukaryota; Metazoa; Arthropoda; Merostomata; Xiphosura; Limulidae
Gene: fbl
Product: pantothenate kinase 1-like
Exons: 8
Coding region: 426-1325 (299 amino acids)
Biological process (GO): coenzyme A biosynthetic process
Cellular component (GO): cytosol; nucleus
Molecular function (GO): ATP binding; pantothenate kinase activity
Source: RefSeq, a predicted model, not a curated record
GCCUUGGUUUGGAAUGGACAUUGGUGGAACAUUAGUAAAGCUGGUCUACUUCGAACCGUAUGACAUACUAAGUGAAGAAAGUCAGGAAGCAGAAACACUGUCUAAAAUACAACAUUAUCUAAAAAGUAAUUCAGCUUAUGGUGCCACAGGAAAAAGAGAUGCUCACUUGCAAUUUGGCUUACCAAAAUGUCUAAGCAAGAUGGCAUCAUUCGCAUGUGCGAGCAUGUUUGGAAUUUGUGCAUGAGACUCACCCUAUAAUAACAAGAGAGCACUGCGUGGGACAUGUUGUUGAUCUGGGGAUAAUGAAUGAAAGACAAAGAAUUAAAACAGAAAAUUAGAAAUAACCUACAUGUGAAAAGAUAAAGACAUGAAAUUAUGAAUAUGACAAAAAGAAGUUUGAAAACUAUUCUACGAAAAUUUAAAAGAUGGAUAAUGUAGAAAUUCAAGGACACGUUGGUACCUUGCACUUUAUCCGUUUCCCUACCAGUGAGAUGAGAGUGUUUCUGGAGUUGGCCAAAUCGAAAGGAAUAGCCACAUUGGCUAGUACAGUUUGUGCAACAGGUGGAGGAGCAUAUAAAUUUGAGGAAGACUUUAAAAGAGAGGUGAAUUUAGAACUCCACAAGUUUGAUGAGUUGGACUCCCUAAUAUGUGGCAUUCAUUACAUAGAAGCAAAUUGUGAGGAAGAAUGUUAUUACUUUAAUAAUCCUCUGAAUGAAGAACUCUGUGAAAAGAAACACUUUGACUUCAGUAAUCCCUAUCCUUUUUUGGUCGUUAACAUUGGAUCUGGAGUAAGCAUUUUGGCUGUGUAUGCACCUGGACAUUACAAACGUGUAACAGGCACUAGUUUAGGAGGUGGCACAUUCCUUGGAUUGUGCUGUUUACUCACAGGAUGUGAAACCUUUGAAGAAGCUAUUGCUCUAGCAGAAAUGGGGGACAGUACCAAAGUUGACAAACUUGUGCGAGACAUUUACGGAGGUGACUAUCCAAAGUUUAACCUUCAAGGAGAUACAGUAGCAAGCAGCUUUGGAAAUAUGAUUAGUAAAGAUAGGGUGGGUGCAGCGAGUAAAGAAGACCUAGCUCGUGCCACAUUAGUGACAAUUACCAAUAAUAUAGGCUCCAUAGCUCGGAUGUGUGCUGUCAAUGAGGGUAUAGUAAAGGUGGUGUUUGUGGGAAAUUUCCUUCGGGUAAAUCCUAUUUCUAUGAAACUCUUGGCCUAUGCAAUGGACUUUUGGUCAAAAGGUACACUAAAAGCUCUCUUCUUAGAACAUGAGGGUUAUUUUGGUGCCGUGGGAUGUCUUAUGGAAUUAAUGAAAACUGGUUGCUAAGAAAUGUAACUAAAGUGACUCAUAAUAAGAACUAAAAAGCAGUAUAAUAAAGGUAUCUGGAAAAUAUGACACCAGGAACUUUGUUGUGGAUAUAGUAGAGUGUACUUCUACUAUAAAGAAAUCACUUUUCCAGAAACUCAGACCAUGCUUGUACAAGAUCUCUAUACAUAAAGGAAACAGUGAACCACUAUAAGAGAAAUGUACAAGUACAGCAUUAUCAAGCCAGCAAAAAAUAAGUAAAAAUUAACUUCAUUCUUUUCAGCUGUGAAAUUGAUAAUUUAAUUGUAAUGUUGUACAUUAAAUUCAGUUAAAUAUUUCACAUCUUGUGUCGUAUUUACAAUUAUGACUGAAAAGUGAAGUGAUAUUCCCGAAACAGAGCCAAAAGCUGCUGUUGUACUAAUGCUUUUUCUCUUAUAUUCUCAGAACUGUUUGGUAACAAUAUUAGUUUAGCAUUUCCACUUCUUAAUAAC